Molecule: messenger RNA, 579 nt
Organism: Plasmodium cynomolgi strain B
Lineage: Eukaryota; Apicomplexa; Aconoidasida; Haemosporida; Plasmodiidae
Exons: 1
Source: RefSeq, a predicted model, not a curated record
CUUAGGUAUUAACCAGUUCGAUGUAUCUUCGAGGGCUCCACUUAAAGAAAAUUGUUCUCGAAAAUUAUCAGAUAUUAAUUUAUUUGAAAACGUUGUAGAUAUAUUUAACGUAAUAGAUUAUAACAAUUAUGAUGAAGGUGACAUUGAGCAAUUAGAGAAUAACAACUAUGAAACUAGAUUGAGAAAUGAAUGGAAACAACUAGAAAACGACGAAAAUAUAGAUUGGCUUACCAUUACACUAAAGACGUAUGAAUCCCUUGUUGGAAAAAACAGUGAAGCAACACCUGAUACUGAAACUAAGCACAGAAGGUGGUGUAAUAUUGUAGAGGCGUUGCAUUAUUUCCGUAAAGCUAAAAAUGAGGAACAUCAAGCAGGAUUGCAAUUUUUUUUAGAUGCAUUAAAGGAUAAAAGAAAAGAAAGAGACAUUGAAGAUUUAAAUUUAGAAGAGGAAAAAGCAUGGAACCAUUUAAAAAUGGCAAAAGUUAAAGAAGAUAAUGAAUGGAGAUAUUAUCAAUUACUUACUUUGAAAUAUUGGAAACAAGCAGAAAAUGCCGAAUCCGCUAGAAAUAAUACUCAAUA